CCCGUGAAUGUGAAUUCGUAGCGAAUUCUCAGCAGCUGAUAAUUCACACUUUUCGUAAAAUUCUGUGUCCGGGGUCGUUCGUUUUCGGAUUACCCUCUUCCUGGUGAUAAAAGCUGUGAGAAGCGGAAAGAAGAAGAAGAAGCAGAAAAUAGGGAAGUUCUGUGAUUGGGUGUUUCGGUGAAUGUGAGUGGGUCAUCUAAAAUUCCAAAAGGAAAAGCUCGAGUGGAAGUUUUCGCUCAAAAGAAAAAGAAAAGGGUGGUGGUUCUGUUGCUAUAAAUAUUCCAGGCAAAUAGUGGGGGAUUUGAAAGUGUGUGUGUGUGUAUCCAGAAAGAAAACGUCGAAGCCAACGAUAUAUAUUGACGUCUGUUUGGGCACCUUCUGGCGGAACUCGAUGAUGAAAUAGGGAUAUGGGAUCGAGAUAUAUGUUCAAGAUUCCCUUUGUAUAUUGAUGUUAACGUAACCAACGUGUCGGCUCGAAAGAAGAAGAAAAAAAUCGCAAUAGACGGCACGGGAAGAUGCCGUCAGGGAAUGUCCAGCGGACAGUAAAUUCCAGCACCAUAAGGGAUGACGGGUCCGUCACGAGAAUCUGCCCUAAUGCAACAGCAGUAGCAGCAUCCGAUGAAAGCCAACGUCAACGACCAGAAUGUCACCGGAAGUCGUCGCCAUCAUCAGUGCAUCACGAUAGCAGCAUAAUCAGCAGAUGGCGGCUAGGGUCGUUCCGGUCCGGCCGCGGGUUGGCACUUCUGGCGAUGGCGGCGGUCUUACUUCAGUUGGCCUCGGUCACCGUGGGCCAGUCCAGUGCCCCCCAGACCUGUCCGACGGCGGCCGACAUCAAUCCGUGUCAGUGUCAGGUGAAGAAGAAUGGCCUGGACAUCCUGUGUGAGGCGACCGAUGUGACGCACAUUACAAGGGCCAUGACGGCCCUCAAGGGGAAGAAUUCCAUCAUCUUCUAUCUGAAGCUGAGGCACAACAAUCUGCCGAAGCUGCAGGGAUUCGUUUUCCUGUCGCUCGACAUUCGACAUCUGACGAUACACAACAGCAGCCUGGCCGCAAUCGAGGAGACUUCGUUGAGCUCUUUGGGUCGUGGCCUCACCCAGCUGGAUGUGUCCCAGAAUCAGCUAAUGACGGUUCCCUCGAGCGCCCUGCGGAAUCUCCAUCAUUUGUUGAUCCUAAAUAUCAACCACAAUCGCAUCUCGGUCAUUCACAACCGGGCCUUCGAGGGGCUGGACACCCUGGAAAUUUUGACCAUCUACGAGAACAAGCUGACUUCGAUCGAACCGGAAGCCUUCCGAGGUUUAGAUAAAAAACUGAAACGGCUAAACCUCGGCGGCAACGACCUAACCGCGGUCCCCCAGAAAGCGUUGGCUCUGUUGGACAUGCUCCGAAAGCUGGAACUGCAAGAGAAUCGUAUCAAAACCAUUAAGGAGGGAGACUUCGAAGGUCUCCAAAAUCUGGACUCCCUCAUCUUGGCCCACAAUCAGCUCACCGAAGUUCCGCCCCGAGUCUUCAGCCAUCUGAUCCUGUUGAAUUCCCUGGAGCUGGAGGGAAAUUCGAUAUCCCACAUCGAUAAGGACGCCUUCGAGGGAUUGGAAGAAAACCUGCAAUACCUCCGGUUGGGCGAUAACAAUCUGCACCGGAUCCCGAGCGAAGCCCUCCGUCCCCUGCACCGUUUGAGACAUCUGGAUCUGCGCUCCAACAACAUCUCCUCCAUCAACGAGGAUGCUUUUGUCGGAUUUGGAGAUUCGAUUACGUUCCUGAACCUGCAGAAGAAUGACAUCAAGGUACUUCCGGCAAUGAUUUUCGAGAAUCUCAACUCCCUGGAGACGCUCAGCAUCCAGAACAACAAGCUGACCCGCAUUCCGGAGGAAGUGAUGGAACCCAUCAUGGAUUCGCUGCGUGUGGUCGACAUCAUGGAUAACCCCCUGAUCUGUUCCUGCGAACUGGUCUGGUUCCCGAACCUGCUGCGUGACCUGAAGAACCGGGACGACGAGAUGACCCAGAAGAAACGGCCAAUGUGCACCAUGGCCAACGAACAUCGGGAGUACUACGUGCAGGCGAUGCCCCUGGAACGGAUGAACUGCGUCGGCAAAAAGUACCAAACCUCUUCUCUGAGCGGAAACGGAGGAUCCCAGGAGGGAACCGGAGGGAGCCGGACAUUUCGGAGCCUCACGGUGGCCGCUGCCCUCUGGGCCCUGGUGGGGCGCCUUUGCUCCGUCAACUAGAGCACUUCUGGUGCGAUAAGCUAGUAGCCGAUAAGAGUAGGAGGACAACCGACCGGAACUUAGGGGGUAAGUUGACGCUUGCUAGCUGCCGUUGGAUCAAAGAAAGGAUGCAAAGAAAGAAGGUUUAAAUUGUGGCGGCGAAAAAAGCCAGGUGAAAAUCCAAAGAAUGGCGUGGGCGCUUGAGAGUGAAAAUUAAUCCCGGAACAUGUGGCGCGUGGAGGCGGAAAAUACAAAUGUUGCUUUAUUUUUUCCACCAAAAAACUUUCAACUUGUUUUCCGUUCUGUUUCAAUGUCUUUGAUCCCGUAACCGGAGAAAUGAAAAAAAAUGUCCUUUUCAACUUAAAAAAAAAGCUUUUCCCUCUCGUGGAACUUCAAAGUCAAACAGAAAAAAAACUAAGCUUAAACAAAUCCGGCAAAACAAACGCUGAAGCUCAUUGUGAAAGUUUAAAAGAAAAAUCAACAACAGUAAAAUAAAAGUUACGAAACGGGCAAAAGUCUCAUGUGCGACUGAGAAAACCCCAGGAAAAAAAAUCCAUUAAACACACUUAAAUAAUGUUCACCUUCAAAUUAAAUAACGCAAUCACGGGAGAACUCGAAGCGAAAAAAAAUCAUAAACAUAACCGUACAACUCGAAGAGGCAAGUUGAAGUAUAUCACAUUACCAAACAGUCUUUCAAAUGGUGUAAUCGUAAAUACGCGAAAAGCUGAAAAAACAUUUGGCGUACAUAAUUUUUGUUGCU
Messenger RNA from Uranotaenia lowii, 2961 nucleotides. RefSeq names its product leucine-rich repeat-containing protein let-4. Lineage: Eukaryota; Metazoa; Arthropoda; Insecta; Diptera; Culicidae. The record is from RefSeq and is a predicted model, not a curated record. The transcript has 8 exons. Gene Ontology annotation, molecular function: protein binding. The coding region runs from base 516 to 2222 and encodes 568 amino acids.